AUGACAUUUAUGCAACAGGAGCAAACAUAUUUAAUUGAUGUAACACCUAAAACAAGAAGAUCCUAUGAAUAUCAACCAAAAAAUAGUAAUACAACAAAAAGAUUUUUAACAAAUUCAGAUAAAUCUAUUUUUAAUUUAAAAUGGGAAAAUCGACAUGUUGCAGAACAAAAUUAUCAACGAAAUAAAAGUCAAAGUCAACAGGAUCUAAGUAAAGAGAAAAAUAGUCCCCGGAAUGAUUCUCAUACAUAUCAUCAUCAAAAACAGCCCGGAUUGAAUUAUAAACCGAUGCAUAUAGGAAAUUCAAAUACAGCUCAUCAAGCACAACCAGUACCUAUAUUAAAUUAUUAUCCUUAUGCUCAUCCACCUAUGCCUAUUAAAAAGAAACCAAUACCUCAAAAACCGGUGAAACAACAAGACCCUAAUAGAACAACACCAACAACAGAAACAAGACCACGAAUAAAACAAAGUGAUAAAUCGAUUAAUUUAGUACGUGAUACUAAUAAAUUAAAAAUAGAACAUCAUUAUGUUGAUUCACCAGAAGAAGCACAAAGACUUAUUGAUAAACUUCAACGAAGAGGAUUCGUUGAAACUGGAAUUCAUCAACCAACAAUGUAUUCUAUUGAUAAUCGAAACUAA
This is a messenger RNA of Rotaria sp. Silwood2, 636 nucleotides long. The record is from the annotation of a GenBank genome assembly. Lineage: Eukaryota; Metazoa; Rotifera; Eurotatoria; Philodinida; Philodinidae.